Messenger RNA from Nomia melanderi (Alkali bee), 4287 nucleotides. It is a transcript of the gene Nup154, whose product is annotated as nuclear pore complex protein Nup154. The record is from RefSeq and is a predicted model, not a curated record. Gene Ontology annotation, biological process: RNA export from nucleus; protein import into nucleus; protein localization to nuclear inner membrane. Lineage: Eukaryota; Metazoa; Arthropoda; Insecta; Hymenoptera; Halictidae. Gene Ontology annotation, cellular component: nuclear pore; nuclear pore inner ring. Gene Ontology annotation, molecular function: structural constituent of nuclear pore; protein binding.
UAUAGGAUACGUAGCCUAAAUUUUAUUUGUAUGGCGCGAGCGGCACAAACCUCGUGAAAUAUUCUGUGUCACCGACAGUGUAAAAAUAAUUAUAACAAAUUUUUUAUUGUUCGAGUUUUGUUUCCAUAAACAAGUCUAACCUUCAGCCACGUGUAAAUAUGACUCUCACAGAAAUGGAACCACUUAAAAUACAUUUAGAUGCUUUGGAAAUGGCAGGAAAAGUGGUAGAUGCACAUAUUACAGCGGAUAGUAAUUUCCCUUCAUUAAUUAACCUUAUGAGAUAUAAUGUACAAGGAGGACCAACUGUCAGUGGUCUAGAUGAUAAUGAUUACCCUAGUUUACAUGGAAUGUCAAUGUGUUUUUCCAAUAUAAACCAAAUGAAACUGCAUAGUAAAAUUUCUUUGCCUUCCGAAAUAAUGGAACACUUUCAUCAUAUGCAAUGUCAUUGUAUGAUGGGCUUAUUCACAGAAAUUUCAAAAGCAUGGCUUACAAUUGAUAGCGACAUAUACGUUUGGUCAUAUGAAAAUGAGACUGAUAUAGCAUAUUUCGAUGGAUUAAAUGAGACUAUAGUAAGCGUAGGUUUAGUAAAACCCAAACCUGGAGUAUUUCAAUCUUAUGUGAAAUAUUUAUUGAUCCUUACAACCAUGGUGGAAAUAACUAUUCUUGGAGUCAUAUUAACAGAACAUACUGAUGGUACGUCACCUGAAAUGCAGCUAGUUCCUGAACCAAUUUUUACUGUAACUACAGAUGGUAUAGGAAUUACAAUAAUAGCAAAUACAAACAGUGGUAGAAUUUUUCUUGGUGGUAGAAAUGGUUCCCUAUACGAAAUAUAUUACCAGGCAGAAAGUAGUUGGUUCGGGAAACGGUGCAAGAAAAUCAAUCAUUCCGAAGGUCCAUUAUCAUUCCUAGUGCCAUCCUUUGUUACUAUAGCUUUAUCGGAAGAAGAAACGAUAAUACAAAUUUCUGUGGACGAUUCGCGUAAUAUUUUAUACACCCUUGGUGACAAGGGAACGAUAACAGUUUGGGAUAUUGAUAAUGAUGGUGCAUCCAAAGUCACAUCUUUGUCACAAGCUUCUUUAGUACAAAAUGCCGUUCACGUUGUUAAAACUCUCGAUAGCAAUAAUUUCCGACCAUUGGUGAGCAUAUCUGCUAUUACAGAAUCCGAAUCAGUACAUUUAAAUUUAGUUGUAGUUGCAGCUACAGGAACACGUUUCUACUUUAGUUGUACUUUAAUCACCAACCCAACAAGCCGGCCUCAAGGUCUCCAAUUAAUACAUGUUAGAUUACCACCAGGAUAUGCUGCCAAUGCUACUGUAAUGAGACCAAGAAAAGUGCAAAUGGCACAUUACCGUAAAGGAACAUUAAUUCUUGUAUGUGAUGGAGACACAGAAACAGCUUUAUGCUUAAGCAAUGAUGCUUAUCCAUUUACAAAUUAUUUAGCUGAAACUCAAAGUCCACUAUCCCUUGAUAGUCCUGUAUGGGCGAUGUCAGAAAUUCUUGUUGAACCAGCUAUACGAAUUGAGAAGCAAAGUUCUUCCCAAGGGGAACCUCCACUUCUUGUGAGACAACAUAUGGAAGCCCCCAGAAAAUUUAUAUUUUUAACAUCUCAGGGUGCAAUAAUUUUUGUACAAGUUCGUCCAGUGGACAUUUUGAAACAGCUUCUUUUAGAACAACGUGGACCGGAUACAGAAGCGGUGCGCGCAUAUUUUCAAUCACAAUCGCUAGACCAAGCAUGCGCAACCUGCCUCAUUUUAGCAACACUUGAAAGUUCUCAGAAUGCUGAGUUAGCGGAAUGGGCAACAAGAGCAUUCUUUUUAUAUGGUAGUCAACGCGUGACAGCGGGUAUUGGACCCGGAAUGGAUGCACAUAAUACUUUCGUUAACAUGAAUACAGUAGAUAUACGCACAUCAACGCCCAGGGUUCCUAAUUACGAUAUGAGAUAUCAAGGUUUCCGGCCUCAUGCACCUGUAGGACUUAAUACAGACAUUCCAUUACAACAAUUUUCUGCGAAACACAAUGGUUUAUAUUUAUAUGUCGGACGAAUACUUCGCCCUAUAUGGAGUAUGCGUUGCAUUAAACAAGAAACUGUGAAUAAUAAGAUACAGAUUUCUAGCACUAUUCCAGUAAGACAAGUUACUUGGAUUUUAGGACUUCUACAAGCGUUAAGAUCAUUUCUCAACAAAAAUACACACAUUACAAAACAACCUAACACUAGCAGAAAUAUAACUGAUGGAUUUGAAACAACGGUAACUAAUCAUUAUCAGGAACCAAUAGUUGAAGAAAGAAACUCUUUAGCUGCUUUAAAAAUUUUUAUCACUCAUGCAUGUGAAGUCUUAGAACUUUGGAAGAUUUUAUGCGAAAAUCAUUUAAAUAACAUUGUUAAUUGUUUGUCGAAGGAUCAAAUAAAUCAAUUUUCUACAGCUACCUUCAGAGAUCUGAUUCUUAUUGGCCACGAAAUUUCUUCCUUAUUAAUUAUUCACCUUAUCGACAGUUACCUUGGGGAUAAUGCAUCUGUAGAUAUUGUUAGUCAACGGUUGAGAGAAGUUUGUCCAAAUUUGUAUAGAAGCGAAGAUGCAGUUUGUUCUAAGGCCAAUGAAAUAAUUUUGAAAGCAAAAAGUUGUACUAAUCCUGAAGAGAAAGAGUGUCACUUACAAUCUGCUUUAAAGCUGUGCAAAGAGGUGGCUCCCAGAUUAAACUUAAGCGCAGUUUGUCAGCAAUUCAUCGCGUGCCAGUUUUAUUCUGGUGUGCUCGAAUUAUGUCUGUGUUGUUCAGACAGAGUAGACCUCAAUAACGCUGCAUUACAUUAUUAUAAAAACAAUGAACCAAGCGAAGAUCAGGAGGGUCGAUUUGCUUAUAUGAAAAGAAUGGAAAUUUAUAAAGAAUUUAUUACACUACUGGACCAUCUUUACAAUCAAAGUAUUUCAAGUCCAUUAACACCCACUGUACCCAAUAAACCUGGACCGUUAUCUCAGAAUGCUUCAACUAUGUCCGUCACUCCAGCAAAAGAAAUAUUGCAUGACAUCAUAAACGACGCUUUGCAUUCACCUUGUGAAACUCUUCACGCUUCAGUGUAUGCUUGGAUGAUAGAACGAAGGCUUCACGGAGAACUGGUUGCGCUCGCAGCCCCGUCUCUGGAAGCUUAUCUCACUCGUGUUAAUGCACCUGAUUUACUUUGGCAAUUUUACGAAAGAAAUAAAAAUCAUGCCGCCGCAGCUAAAAUCUUGGACUCUCUGGCGUCUAAAGAAUCUAAUAUACCACUGUCGCAAAGAGUCGAGUACUUAGCUCGUGCAGUUGUUUGUAUGCGAAGUGAUCAAGCUGGAUACGCUUCAUACCUUGGAAUAUUUUUGCGCGAAUUGGAAGAUAAAGUAGAAGUGGCCAGAAUACAACAACAGAUAUUAGACACAGUUUGCAAUCAACAUUUGGGCGAUCGACUGAGCGAAGAAACGUUUAGAGCAUUAAAAUAUUCAUUGCUCGAUAUUACGAAGCUUUACGAAAAAUAUGCAGACCCUCUGCAAUUAUGGGAAUGCAAAUUAGCCAUAAUUCAUUGCUCUGGUCAUCAAGAUGCAAUGUUGAUUCAGGAAAUUUGGACUAAUAUUAUUAACAAUGAAUUACAAAAUGCAUCCUCUGCAGAAGACAAAAUGGCAAUUUUAAUGAGCAAAAUUAUAUCCCUUGGUGAGGAAUAUUCUGGAUCACCACAUUGUUUCCCAGUUGACUUUCUGAUAAAGCAGUUAGAAAUAAAAGCGUGUAAAUUAAACGUAUCGAAUGCUAGAAUUAUUUCUGGAUUCCUACAACUAGGUAUUUCAAUGGAGGAUCUUUUAGAUAUUUACAAAAUGAUUGGAAAGGACACUCGAACCUGGUUAAACGAAGGAAACGAAUUUCACUUAAUACAAUCAACAGCAAAUUUGGUUAAUUAUUUCAUAACUCAUUCUAAUAUAACGAAUAACUUCAUUAGGCGAAAAAUCAUCACCAAAUGCCAAGAUGUAAUUUCGAAAUGCUUAACUACCCUCUACAAUCAACCUCAUGGACAAAAAUUAAUAACGGAGCUCAGAUCGAUUCAGAGCGUUCUAAACCGUAUGUAAAGAAAUUAUUGCGGCAUCCUGUCGAACGGGCAAUGUUUUGUGAAAUUGUAUAAAUCAAUGAAACAAAACGAAACAAGUAAACUGUAUGAAGAAACUUUUUUGAGAAAUAACGCAAAAUGUAAAUAGGUGGGAACCGCAUUUGUUCUAUUUUCUAUACUGUAUACAGUGUUUGUUCAUUUCAUAAUAAAACAAUCAUGUAUCGGAAUUA